AUGGAGGAGCAGAUUGCUUUGAAGUUUGAGGAUGUGUUUCUGAAGGUGCCUUGCAGAAGCUUGGAUGCAAAUAAAGAGUAUAUAGAGCUAGUCUCUGGCAUAUCUGGCCAGAUUUGUUCAGGAAAACUUACUGCAAUUAUGGGUGGAAGCGGAAGUGGCAAGACAACCUUUAUGAAGCUAUUGCUUGGAAAGGUAAGCAGCAAUGCAUUGACCUCGGGAAUUAUAUCGCUUAAUGGCAAGCAAAGGUCUGCUUAUGAGUGGUUAAAGAGUGUUUCAUACAUGGAGCAGUUUGAUACGUUUUCUGCAUAUCUGAGUGUUGAAGAAUCCAUAAGAUAUUCUUUUAUUUUCCGAGGGAAAGCGAAGCCAAAAGACUUUAGCAUAUCUAAAGCCGUAGACGAGAUAAUAAGCGAAAUGGGAUUGAGGAAAAUAAGAAAAUCUUUGGUGAUGACAAUUUCUGGUGGCGAACGCAGAAGACUUAUGCUUGCCAUGGAUCUUGCUGCAGAGCCCGACAUAAUUUUUCUUGAUGAACCAACGAGUGGACUUGACUCACAGCUAGCAUUAGAAAUCGUCCAGAUCCUAAAAAAGUAUGCCGAGUCAAAGAACAAAAUCAUCUUGAUGACUGUGCACCAACCAGGUAACAUGAUGCUUGGCAUGUUUGAUGAUAUAAUAUUUUUGAAUAAGGGGAAGAUGAUGUAUAUGGGGCCUACAUCAGGCUUGCAGGGGUUUCUUGAGCUGAAUCAAAUACAUAAGCCAGAUGAUCUAUCUAUUGCAGAAUGCCUUUUCGCGAUCGAAACAGACUCGUUCGUAUCUGAGCAGUAUGGCAUGGAGUUACACACUUCCAAUCGCAAAGAAAUGGAAAAAUCAAACGAAUAUUGCAUAGUCACUCUGUUUUCAUGGAAACAUGUAUGGCAUUUACUUAAUAGACAAGUAAAGAUAGACUAUAGAAACGGAAUGAUAUCGAACAUAUUGCUGUUUAAGUUGACUAUCCUAACAUUCUUGUUUUUAUUUCUGUGUUGUAAGGUGAAGUAUUCUGUUUUCAUGUUCAUUAGCAAGAUGUUUCCAGUAUACUCUGAAAAUAGCAAAGGAUACAUAGAUGACCUCAAGAUAUUCCUUCGAAAGUUAUAUCCAAGGCUGGAUGUAAUGUAUGCAGACGUUACGGAUUUUCUUUCAUAUAACCUGAUUCCAUUCAUAACAUCAUUCUCCAUAUUCAACGACUCCUCGUUCCUGGAUAACGAGGCACUCUUGAAAAAGGAGAUGUUUCGAUGUGAUUACAGCCAAUUUUCCUUGCUUGUGUCCAUACUAAUAUAUGAGUGUGGAUUUUCGUUGUUGAGAUCGUUGUUUUUUUGCAUGCUUAUUGGAUUCACACAAUUCAGAGACAUACUGACGUCGCGAACUGUCCUGAUGCUUACUACAAUGCCUCUUUCAAUGGUGAUUUUCAUGAUUGCGGCCAAAUCAUUUUCGUGCAAGACAUAUCCGCUCAACAUUACCAGAGUUGCAGCAUUUGUGCUCACAACGUUUUUGAGGCCGUACUCGCUGAGCAUAGAGCUUGAAGAGCUGUAUGAAAAGUAUGUGUUUAUGAAGUACUUGUAUCCUCUUUCAUAUUCUCUGUUUUUGUGCCCGUUUCUUUUCAUAGACACGCUUUUCUAUGCUACUCUUGGCGAGACAAAAAGCAUAUCGCCAGGAUUCAGAAUACUACUGAGCCACUUCAACAACAUAGUGCUGUGUUCAGGAGGAUCUGCCAAGAGUGCUAUGAACAGAAGCAUAACAUUUCUGAACAGAAGCUAUCUUUCAAACAGCUCAUUGGCGGUGCUGAUUGUAUUUUCAUUAUUAUUGACUCUCGUGCUUUCGAUGGCGUUCCUUAUGUUUAAAUUCAGUCCAAGAGUCAGGCUGAUACUGAGCAACACGAGCCUGGCAAUGGAUCUCAAGGAGGUUACCACCAGCUAA
Messenger RNA from Ordospora pajunii, 1944 nucleotides. Its product is annotated as ABC transporter. Gene Ontology annotation, molecular function: ATP hydrolysis activity; ATPase-coupled transmembrane transporter activity; ATP binding. The record is from RefSeq and is a predicted model, not a curated record. Gene Ontology annotation, cellular component: membrane. The transcript has a single exon. Bases 1 to 1944 code for a protein of 647 amino acids. Lineage: Eukaryota; Fungi; Microsporidia; Ordosporidae. Gene Ontology annotation, biological process: transmembrane transport.